Molecule: messenger RNA, 2653 nt
Organism: Ceraceosorus bombacis
Lineage: Eukaryota; Fungi; Basidiomycota; Exobasidiomycetes; Ceraceosorales; Ceraceosoraceae
Source: the annotation of a GenBank genome assembly
AUGGCUCCAAAUGACCCCGACGACCUCUACUCGGACUUGUAUGGCGAGGAGGGCGACAUUGGCGCCAACGUCGUGGAUGAGCAGAAUCAUACAAACAACGACGAUAUUUACGGUUCCUCGUCCACCGCCAACAAGUCUGGGCCCGAUUCAUCCGCUACCACUCACGCACAAUCCACCACCUCUCGUUCCUUCAUCCCGCCCCCUCCAUCGGGCAAGGGAGCAGGAUCCUUCAUCCCACCAGAUCCCAAAAAGGAACCUUUGCGAGAAUCUGCGACUCCUGUGCCAGUGCCUGUACAAGCUGCUAUUUACAACGACAACGCCCGCAUUCAGUCCACUCAGUCUGCUGUGCAACGUGUAUCUCAACCAGACUCUACUACAAACACCUCAGGGACUAUACAUCGAGUAAUGCCGCACGAGAUGCCAGAUGAUGGGUGAGUUUCUGUCUCACGAGUGUCCGGCAGUGAGGGUCGAUGCGCAAGUGUUUUGGCGUUGUAGGGAGCAUUUAUCUUCUGAAGCUCUACGUUAAGGGUGCGGGGGACUUGUCCCGCUGGAUGUCGAUCUCUUGAGAGCACGACUCCUUUGUUUGCUCGGCUUGCGAGAUGCGGCGCACAGAUGCUGCUCGAAUUGGCCCUACGGAGUAUAUCUAGUACCCGCACCCAAAAGGCUUUCAGGCUGUAUCUCUAUGCUAGAGCUGGUGCAGCCCCCAGCCAGGCUCUCCAUUGGUCUACGACACCGCUACUGCGCACACGUCACAGCCUUAGCCCACGUCCUUGGUGCUGUAGACAGACAGUUACACCACGUCGCACGCUUGAUCGCUGGUUCAGCAUUCGGGCUAUGCUUUCGAAGCCCAAGUCGGCCUGCAGGAAUAGUCAAUGGAUGCAUUGUCUGCGACCACGGACGGCGCCGAUGGUGGGCGCAUGCAAAGGGCUGCAGAUCCUUCCUCUCGAGUCAUUGUGGCACGAGCACCAGCCGCUGGUCACAUUCAAAGCUCGCUCUGAUACUGAUGCCCAAUGGCUGCACAUCUACUUACACGCUGUCUCCCCAUCCUCUUCCUCGCUCGCGAUGCCCUUUCAUCGACCUAACUGCGCAUACACGCAGGAAGAUGUUUGUUGGAGGGCUUAGUUGGGACACCACCGAUGGUGAGCACCCAUCAUCUCCACAGAGAGCGCACGCUCGCCCGAUGCCUUCUUGUUGCGGAAAAGACUGAAAUUAUCCUCUCGAUCCGAUUUCAAAAUGCGUCAUUUCAGAGGCUCUUGCGAAGCACUUUAGCCAGUACGGCAAGGUCACCCACUGCACUAUCAUGCGUGAACCGGGCUCUGGGAGAUCGCGAGGCUUUGCUUUCCUCCGCUUCGCCGACCCUUCGACAGUCAAUGUAGUCAUGGUGAAGGAGCACUUCCUGGACGGGAAACUUGUGAGCCUGAAUAGAAUUGGUUUUCUGAAUCACUGUUCGGCAGUAUCUGAUGGCCGAUGGGUACUGCAUCCACCUAUAGAUCGACCCCAAACGCGCAGUUCCUCGAGGAGACAGCCAAAAGACGCUACGCUGCUUUGUUGGUAGCAUCCCUCAGACAGCCACAUCCGAAUCCUUUAGACGCACCUUUGAACCCUUUGGGGAGGUUACGGAGAGCAACCUGAUGAUGGACAACCAAACAGGCAGGCCUCGAGGAUAUGGCUUUGUCUCCUUCACCACCGAGGAGAGCGCCGAAAGACUGCUCGCCUCGCAGCCACUCUAUCUGGAUGGCAAACAGGUAUGUAAACACCAAGCGCGCCGCACCGUAUCGAUCAGCUCAGCUCACGUUGAGCAUUUUUGGAUAUGCAGAUCGAAGUCAAGAAAGCACAGCCAAGGUCCGAUCGCAAUGCAGACAACGGUCGAAGAACCAACGUUCGCGAUGUGCAGUCACAGCGCGACGCAGGCUCGUCUACAGGCGGUGAUAACUCCUCGAGUCUGCCAACGGGCAUAGGCAUGGGAAUGACCAAUGGCGGAGCCUUCGACCCUCAAGCUAUGGCGCAGUUCUUCCAACAGACCGGGUGGGGCAACAAUUUCAAUCCGAUGAUGUUCCAGCAGAUGAUGAUGGGCGGGGCAAUGGGGGGCAUGCCAGGCAUGAUGGGUGGUAUGGGCAUGCCUGGUAUGAUGGGCAUGCCGAAUAUGGGUGGCAUGGGCAUGCAAGGUGGUUAUCAAGGACAGAUGGGUCAGAAUGGAAUGGGAGGUGGCGGAGGUGGAGGUGACAACUACGGCCACUCUUCAAGCUGGGGACAAGCAGGGGCAGGCUGUGGGAACGCAAAUGGUCGAUCGACUCACCGCGGCUCGCCAAUGGAUCGAGCGACCGGUUCAGGAAGUCGCGAUGGAGAUCGUUAUCACUCGUCCAGCGCUGCGCACGAUCAGAGUAGAGGAGGCAGAAGCCCCGUGCCCCCGCAAACCCAUGCGCUGCCUCGUAGACCGGAAGCCAGCCUACCACCCAGACCCAACAUGUCAGCGCGCGGCAUUUCUUCUUCGGAAAGGCACUCAGCUCAGCCCGGCGAAGGAGAGCAAUUGAACCAACAGCAGCAACACGGAAGACGAUCCAGGUCGCCUCAAGCUCGAGAGGACUCGUCCAGGACGCGAGAAAGGUCCCCUAGACGUGGAGGCGACUACGGUCAGAGGCAAGGGAGAUGGUGA